Messenger RNA from Pyrenophora tritici-repentis Pt-1C-BFP, 2031 nucleotides. Its product is annotated as Vps52. NCBI's taxonomy places the organism in Eukaryota, Fungi, Ascomycota, Dothideomycetes, Pleosporales, Pleosporaceae. The record is from RefSeq and is a predicted model, not a curated record. Gene Ontology annotation, biological process: retrograde transport, endosome to Golgi; endocytic recycling; Golgi to vacuole transport. Gene Ontology annotation, cellular component: GARP complex. Gene Ontology annotation, molecular function: syntaxin binding.
AUGUGGGGACUGGACAGGCUUUCCUCCUACUCGACGCCUACGGGCACCCCGCCCCCACGCCGCGACUCGUACUCCCCGGCUCCGCGAAGGGGCUACCCAGCUCCUGCCCAGCCCGUGAGGCCUGGUCUAACUCCGCGCUCAUCUUCUUUGACGCCGUUGGUGUCGCCCAAUGCAUCUUCGACAAGCUUGGCCUCUUCCGCGCGCAUGCCCAAUGGCGGGCCUCGUAGACGACCGACGGCAGGACCUCCCCCGAACAUACCCGAUCCCGUGCACGUGCUUGAGUCCAUCAUGGGGGGACCGCCACGUAGUUUGGCCGCUACAAAUGGGAACGCGUCUGGAAACAUAAUGGGAAGGCCAGAAGAGGUGGAUGAGGACAUUAGUUUUGGGGGCCUUAGCUUGCAAGCCUUUGCGGCGGCGACGCCAGCACCCAAUUCUGUACAUACAUAUAGUGCUCAAUCCGUCGAAGAAUAUGACAAGGACAAGGACAAAUUCGAGGAUCUGCACAAGUCGAUAUUGGCAUGUGACCAGGUGCUCAAGUCAGUCGAGGCCAAUUUGACAAACUUCCAGUCGGACCUGGAGGCCGUUUCGGCUGAGAUAGAAUCGCUGCAGAACCGAUCCAUUGCGCUGAACACCAAGCUGGAGAACCGGAAAGUGGUCGAGAAGCUACUGGGGCCGGCCGUUGAAGACAUCAGCAUAUCGCCUGCUAUUGUUCGCAAGAUUGCCGAAGGGCCAGUUGAUGACAGCUUCAUAGCUGCUCUAGCCGAGAUUGAGAAGCGGGGGAAAACAAUAAACGACAAAGCUCGGAACCAUCCAGAUUUGAUGGCUGUUCAAGACGUGAAGCCAUUGCUAAACGACCUCACCCAUCGCGCAAUCGAACGAAUACGAGACCACAUAGUCGCCCAGAUCAAGGCUAUCCGUUCACCGUCUAUCAAUGCGCAAAUUAUUCAACAGAAUGCAUUUCUAAAGUACAAAGAGCUGUAUGCCUUUCUAGCCAAACACCAGGCAGAGCUUGCACAGCAGAUAGCGCAGGCAUACAUAAAUACCAUGCGCUGGUACUAUCUCAACCACUUCACUCGCUACCGAACUGCCCUGGAGAAAAUCAAAGUACACGCAAUGGAUAGAUACGAUGUCUUGGGAGAAGAUCCAAGCGCUAGAAGGGGAGGGACGCUGCUCGGGCAGUCACGAAAUGCAUCCGCUUCCUACGACGCAUUUUCACUUGGACGUCGCCGUGAUGCGUUGAAGAGUUCUUCGGUUAAUGCGCUGCCAGCAAACGUGGCUGAGGAGGAGAAGUCGGCCCAUUACAUCGAAGUACCCUUCCGAAGCUUCAAUCUUGCACUCAUCGACAAUGCAUGCUUCGAAUACACCUUCAUUUCUACCUACUUUGCUCCUACACAGAACUUCCACGCCAUCUCACGGACAUUCAACUCCAUCUUUGAGCCUACGCUGGCCGUCGGUCAGGCUGUUACAAAGUCACUCGUAGAAGCAACAACGGAUACUCUUGGCAUACUGCUUUGCGUCCGUCUAAACCAACACUUUGCAUUCGAAUUACAGCGGCGGAAAGUCCCAACUGUCGAGGGCUACAUAAACGCAACAAACAUGUUGCUAUGGCCACGUUACCAGCAGGUUCUGGACAUGCAUUGCACAUCUCUCCAAAAGAUCACAUCGGCUCUGUCAGGCCGGCCUUCAACAGGUGCAGCACUUCUUUCUUCCAGUUCUGCUAGCGCAACUUCAACUUCAACGGCACCGACACCGCUGACCCAGAAGUUUGCCAAUCUCAUCCAAGGCAUACUAGCACUCUCAUCGGAAGCAGGCGACGACGAGCCAGUCAGUGUAUCAUUGGCUCGCUUGAGGAGCGAGUAUGAAGCAUACAUCACUAAACAGAGCAAAUCCAUCAGCGAUACUAGGAAGAGAGAAAGAUUCUUAUGCAACAACUACAGUUUGGUUUGCACUAUUUUAGCCGACAUCGAAGGCAAGCUUGGAGAGGAAAUGAUGGGGCAUUUUGAGAAACUCAGGGACAGUUUUGACAAGUAA